Molecule: messenger RNA, 1190 nt
Organism: Gigantopelta aegis
Lineage: Eukaryota; Metazoa; Mollusca; Gastropoda; Neomphalida; Peltospiridae
Product: xyloside xylosyltransferase 1-like
Exons: 2
Coding region: 41-1189 (382 amino acids)
Molecular function (GO): UDP-xylosyltransferase activity
Source: RefSeq, a predicted model, not a curated record
CGAAAAACGAGACCUGCGAUAAAAUCUCGCGUGAUGUGUCAUGGCGGUUGUCAGAAUGUUUUGUAGGCUUGUCAAAGGAUCGAGGGCUCUGCAGGUGCUUCUGGUAGCAUUUGUCGCGUUUCUGCUUUAUGCAUUUUACGUCUGGAAGAAUGCCAACACUUUUACUACGAUAACUAAAAUGAUAUAUAGUGAUGUCGAACCUCGGUUGAAACCAAAACAUCCCGAAUCUAUCGAUUUAUCAUUCCUGCAACAGCUGCACGACGAUACCGAUGUUCUCACGGACAGUGGAGACGAUGACGGCGACAGCCAGUUUGAACACGACGAUGAAAUUUAUGUUAUCAUUACAUUCAGCAAAGCAAAACAGAAUUAUGCACUUCAGAACAAGUUUAGGACUUGCGUGUCUUCGAUGUUUUACCAAACCAGAACGCGAAUCAUGUUUUAUAUCAUCGGAGAUGACGUCAGUCAAAAUAUUGCAGAAAACAUCAUGCAUGAAGUUUCUAACAAUAACAGUUUUCAGGUAAUGCAUCUUGAUGUUCACCUACUUGCCAAAAAACUCAAUCGAACAAUAUUUAAGAUGCAGAAGUACUUCACCAAGCCAGGGGCAUACUACAGUGAUCCUCUUUUCUUCCUGUCAUUGGUGAUUCAUAGAGUUAUGCCCCUUGACUUGCACAGAGUGAUAAUGCUGGAUUCUGAUUUGAAAUUCCGGUCCGAUAUCAACCAGCUGUACAGACUAUUUGGAGAAUUUAAAGAAGAGAACAUAAUAGGAAUUGCUAGAGAAAUGCAGCCAGUAUACAGACACACCUUCUGGCAGUAUCGUAAAAACAAUCCCGGAACUCGUGUUGGGGAUCCACCACCGAACGGACUUACAGGAUUCAACAGUGGAGUUCUGCUUCUUGACCUAGACAAAAUGAGAAAGUCUGACCUUUAUAAUUCUUUAAUAGACUCUGAUGCAGUUUUUAAUUUGACAGAAAAGUUCUAUUUUAAAGGUCAUUUAGGGGAUCAAGACUUCUUCACCUUGCUAUCUUUGGACUACGAGAAUUUAUUUUAUAUUUUGCCAUGCACGUGGAACAGACAGCUGUGUGAGUGGUGGCGACAUCAUGGGUAUGCUGACAUAUUCGAUGAAUAUUUCACAUGCAAAAGUCAUAUCAAUAUUUACCAUGGCAACUGCAAUACACCGUUUCCAGUCUGAA